AUGGGGUUCCUUAACCACGAAACAAACCCAAUAUCUUCUUUAACAGCCGCCUUCACUGCUUGGAAGGGUCUUCUCCUGGCCAUCGCUCUCGGUGCGUCUGUAGGUCCAGACUACGAUACUUCAACAUCUCUCUUCUUCAACGUCGUCUAUGGCCCAACAACACCUGUUCCUGCUCUUGCUACUCGCCUAACGAGAUGGGACGCGCUGUAUUUUAUGCAUGAUGCCGUGAAUGGCAAAGUGUACGAGCAGGAGUGGGCGUUUGGCAUUGGACUGCCAGCUGUUGUACGUGGCAUUAAUUGGUUACUUGGACUUGAGGGCUGGGAUGCCAUUAUUGCGAUUGCCAUCUCACACGUUUCUCAUCUCAUUGCUGUUCUGGCGCUGUACCAGCUCACUAUUGUGCUAUGCAAUGAUCGGAAACUUGCAUAUUUGGCUGCUGCCGUGCAUAUUCUUUCACCUGGCGGCCUCUUCCUUUCAGCACCGUAUGCAGAGAGCACAUUUGCAUGCCUGUCCUUUGUGGCCAACCUUGUUUUUGCUUUGGGUCUGAAAGCCGGCCCUGACUCACUGAAGCGCAACAUUUUCGUCAUUGGAGCAGGGUUGCUAUAUGGGGUUUCCUGUGUGUUUCGAAGCAAUGGACUCUUUGGCGGUGUUCUCUUCGCGGUGGAGGCCAUCAAAGACCUCACAGCACUUCUUGGUGGCUUCACUUUCUCCAAAAUUCUGAGGCUAGUUGCACCUGUUAUUGGCGGGCUCUUGGUUGCAGUUGGUUUUCUUGCGCCUCAGGUUCUGGCCUGGAUGAGGUAUUGCAAUGUCCAAGAUAAUGAAGAACAACGUCCUUGGUGUACACGCCCUCUCCCAAGCAUUUACACCUUCGUCCAAGAAGAAUACUGGAACGUUGGCUUCCUUAGAUACUGGACACCCAACCAGAUCCCUCUCUUCCUCCUUGCAGCUCCCAUGCUCACGAUCCUCAUCAAGUCAGGAACAGAGGUUAUGCGAGAACCUUCGCGAGGCCUUCGGGCCAUGAUUUCUGGCACAGAUGAACAGUGCAGGCUGCUUGUGAGAACUCUAGCUGCUGUGCAAACUCUCCUGGCCAUCUUGGCCAUCACAAACUAUCAUGUUCAAAUCAUAAGUCGUAUCUCAUCCGCGUACCCCAUGUGGUACUGGUGGGUCGCUUCAUGUCUCAUGGAUAGGCAAAGGCAGAGUUUGGGUUAUGGUAUAGUUGUGUUUAUCAGCAUGUACGCCAUGAUCCAAGGCGGUCUCUUUGCAUCCUUUUUGCCACCUGCGUGA
Fusarium musae is the source of this 1281-nucleotide messenger RNA. It is a transcript of the gene GPI18, whose product is annotated as ER membrane glycoprotein subunit of the GPI transamidase complex-like protein. The record is from RefSeq and is a predicted model, not a curated record. Bases 1 to 1281 code for a protein of 426 amino acids. Gene Ontology annotation, cellular component: endoplasmic reticulum membrane; mannosyltransferase complex. The transcript is spliced from 2 exons. Lineage: Eukaryota; Fungi; Ascomycota; Sordariomycetes; Hypocreales; Nectriaceae. Gene Ontology annotation, biological process: GPI anchor biosynthetic process. Gene Ontology annotation, molecular function: alpha-1,6-mannosyltransferase activity; GPI mannosyltransferase activity.